AUGCAAUAGGAUAUAGGUUCGAGUUUUCAUCCAAAGCAGUAGCAACCAGUAACACUCCUUUGUAUUUGCUCUUCAAGAAAGUCCCAUCCACAACAAUAACUUUCCGAAUGGCAGCAUAAAAACCGCGAAUAGACUGACCAUAUGAGAUGAAGAGGAAUUUGAAUCUCCCAUUGCUAUCAGUUUCGUAAAAUGUGUGUGAUCCUGGAUUAGCUUCCUUCAUCAUGUGCAAGUAUUUGGGAAUUUUUUCAUAACCCUUCUCCGGAAUGCCUCUCACAACAUUUACUGCAUACUCACGUGCCUCCCAAGCUAAAGAGUAGGAUAUCUCAACUCCAUGAUCAUUACGCAUAAACUGGAUGAUAUCAUUAGGUUUCAGCCCUUCCUUGACAGUUUCGUACUUAUGCUUAAUGAGAGUACCAACUGUUUUUGAUGAAGCGGUCCGAACAGAGUGGUUCCUUGAUGAUGGAGAACAUGAAUGAUCAGGUUCAUACUUUUUGAUGAUAAAAUAUGAAGAACCUAUUAAUCCCUCUGCACGAACACGCCAGCGGCAAUCAUCAUCCGCGCAACGAACGUACCAAACUCUUCUAUCCGUUUUGCCAACCUUGUAGUCGAAAUUAUGUUUCAUUGCGCAUAUUUCCAUUGUUGCCUGCAGAGCUGCUUUGCUAGUAAAAUGUUGACCCUUCUUCAAAACAUCAACCAGAGAAAAACGGACAUACUUUUCGUUGAUCAUAUCUUUCUCACACUUGUUUUCAUCUAUCUUCGCAUCUUCUUCUUCAAGCUCGGCUUCACCAUCAAUAUCAUCUGAAACUUCACCCGACAUACCCACUUCCUCUCUGUUAGGCAACUCAGCAGGCUCUUCAUUCAAGUUAAAUCCGACCUUAGAUCGAAUACACACACAUAACCUUGUUGAAGCUUUGGUCUUCACAUAUGUAAGAAAAUUUUGCAGUUAUCGAUCAUUGGUGAUGAAAACAGUUGGUGAGUCGAGGCCAAUCACCAAAUCGGAAGGUAAGUAACUCAGCUCGAUAUUGACCAAGUUUAGAUCGGUUCCAAAGUCCUCACAAACCAUAACUCUUAGGUUCUCAAAGGUUUUGCUUGUGUCCAAAGUAAGUAAUCUACCUCAUGUUUCUUCAUCAACAAGAAACUUCCACCCUUUUGUUUUGGACGAUCUCCAAAAACUAGAAUAGGCAUAUAUGUGCAUAUUCUCACGUUAGAUUGACAAAAGUUUGGAGAAACUAUGAAAAAGAGAAGAAGCUCCACGUUUUUUUGGUCCAAAUCGUGGUUGGCAACGAAGAAAGAAAAAUUUAGGGAAAAAGAUUUAAAAAAAGAAAUAAAAAAGAUUUAAUAGAUUUAGGGAAUAUUUUCUAACCGUUUUUUCCUAGAUUUUCGGAUUUUGUUUAAAAUCUAGUAGAAAGUAUAUUCUACGUAUGGUAGAAUAAAGAUAAUGUGGUAGAUAUAGAAUACAUAUAUUGUAGAUAUAUGAGAAGUGAGAAGAAUGUAUAUACUUCCAUAGAAGAUAUAAGAACAUUUAUUAUUACUUAUGAUCUACCAGAAAGACAGAACAUAGAAGAAAAUAUUGAUUUUGUAUUCUGCCAUCUUAGAUCUUAAUGUUUCCGGUCUAAUGCGCAUUCUUCGGUAUGUAGAUCAUUGUGUUUCAGUUAGAAUGCAUAUUCUGAAUCGUCGUAGAUGGUAGAUCUUAUAUACUAACACCUUUAGCCUAUUUUUCAAUUUACCAUUCCAAGUAUCUUUUUAAUCUAAAAAUAUUUUUCAUAGAUGCACAUGUUUGACUACUUCAGGUUUUAGAUUUUUCUUAAUUUUUUUGCAUUGUAAAUUAAUUGAUAUGAAUUUUUAUAACUUUGAAGGGUAGUGAAAAUCCAAAAGUGACAAAAUUUGAUUUUAUACUAAGAGGACAAUAGCAUAGUUUAGUUGUUCCAUUUUCUUAAAUUUCCCAAUUUAAUCACUGUAUAAAAAACAAAACUGAAGUUCUCUUUUGGCGAUAAAUGCCAACACUAAGAGGCGCAAAUCACGGCCAUAACCGGUGGUGUGGCUUUGGGUCCGGUUUCACUUUCAGUCGGUGCUCUUUUUGCCUUCGCUAUAGUAAAAGUGUUAUUUGUGUUCCGGCCGGCCGUAAAGGAAACAAAUCAAUAUGAAAAUAAUAUUCGAUAACAUACUUAUCAAAUAUGAAAUUACUAGUAAUAAACUUUGACAAAAUAUAUGUUUUACUAAUAUGUUUUUUAUUAAAGAGUCAGCAUUGACUGAUCCAAUCAGUUGGAUUUUGAAUAAACCCAUCACUUUCUCGUUUCAAAAUGUACCUUCUGUAACUGCUAAAAGGUUUUCAUCAAUUUGAUUAGUUUCGAUAUUUCAAAACCCAUAUAAUGCGUUCUAAAUCAUAAGGUAAUCAGCCUAUACACUUCUAUUUUUCAUUUUCUUAAACAAUUAUCUCAUGAUUUAAAGUUUUUUUUAUAACCAGUCGUAUAUUGUAAGCGUUUUGUCCGCAAAAUCAAAAAUAUUGGUGGCAAAUUAGUUCGAUUGUUUUAAGAAGAUUUAUACUUACAUAUAAAAAUAAUUCAUUCUUUUUUAAAUUACCUCAUGAAUUAUUCAUGUCUUCUGGAUAUUAAAUUCAGUUUUUUUAAAAAAAAAUUCACGUACAUUUCUUAAAGAAUUAUAAUAAAUGCAGAACAUAAGAAUGGGAGAAGCAAAAGGGGACAAAUAAUUAUGUCCCAAACCAUAUAAUAUAAUUAUAUUUACAAUGUAACGAUAUGAAUGAGUAUGAAACGUCGCACUAGUGUAAGAAAUAAUAUCCCAAGCGCAUAUCCACAUGCUGAUUUGCAGAUUUACACACCAUUAUCAUUAUUAUGUUUGAACUCAUGCUGUAUAUAUAUACAUUUGUAAAAUUCAUCAUAUGAUGACUGCAAAUUAUACCUAAAUGUGAAAAAAUGAAGGGAACCCAAUUAGACUGUUUUCGAAUAUAAUACAAGAAUUAAUUUCCACUAAGGAGGAUGUGUUUCAAAGUAGGAAACAUAAUUUUGGCUCUGUUGGGCACGGAGGAGCCUUAGACCACCUCCAUCAAGAGGUUCUCCAAGAGCUCCUAAUCCAAAAGUAAAAAAAAAUUAAAUCAAAAAGGCCCAAAAUUAAGAGAACCGCCCCUUAGUUUGGGCUUAUUGAAGCUGGUAAGAGGUGCGUACGUGGCGGUCUCUCAUUGCACCUCACCUGUAUUGUCUCUCUCUCUUUUCAUCGGGGUUUAGAUGAAACCGUAGUUGUGUCAUCUCUCUUGGAGUCUCCGUCGUCGUCGUCUCUCCACAAGUCGAUCUUCCUCUCGGAGUCUCCGUUAUCUCCGUCGGUCCAUCUUCUUUGUCAGUCCGUCGUCGACGUCUCUCCACCAGUAGAUCUUCCUCUCGGAGUCUCCGUUAUCGAUGACUCCUUCGUCUGUCUCACUCUUGCUUCACUGUCGAUCCGUGUUCUCUGUCGAUCGGUGCGCCUUCUCCGUCGUGAUGGGUUUCGCUUUGACUUCCUCCACGAAGCUUCUCUUCCGCCAGCUCCGUCGUGAUGGGUUUCACCAACGUCUCUUCUCCUGAGUGUAAGUGGCUUUCUUCUUCAUAAAAAUUCUAUUUUGCUUUUCUUGUUUGUGUUCUUGAGAUGGAUGAAGUGAUCUGCUUGUCUUGUCGAAAUGGGUUUUUGUGAAAUCAACGUGAUCUCAUCGUUUUGUUGAGAAAGAUGAAAUUUUUUUGAGAAGUGUUUUACAAUCUUAGAUCAGGUUAAUGUUUUUUGAGAAGUGUUUUUUGAAAUGUUUGUGAUCAUACAUAAUGUUCUUGAGGUUGAUGAAUGUGAUCUGAUUGUUCUUGAGGUUGAUGAAUGUGAUCUGAUCUGAUUCAUACAAAACGUUAUGUUCUUAGUAUAUGCUUCACUUGAUUUUACUCUGUUCAAGCCUCUGUUUUCUCAAAUAUUUUUGUAUGUUUUCUCAUACAUUUUACUGUGAUUUCACAUACAUUUUAGUCUGUUUUCUGAUAGAUUUUAGACUGUUAUUUCUUUGUUGGUUGUGUAUAAGGGUUGGUUCGCAUCUCAGAGGCAUUGAAGUGUUCGCAUCUCAGAGGCAUUGAACCCAUGCGAGCCUCUCGGAAACGGCUACAACUUCAUCAAAGCAAGAGGUAAUUACUCUUUUCUUUUAAAAAGUUGUUAGAUAUUUAUUAGCCGGAAUUAAAUGGAUUUGAAUGUAUGCUGGUAGGUGUUUGUUGCGUGUUUAGAUAUUGGUUGUAAGUGAUUUACAUUUAGUUUUCUUGCUUGUUAUAGUUAUAGGUAAAGGCAUUGAUUGCCAUUAAAAACACACUAAACUCUCCUUAACAUUGCAUUUAAAAUCGAACAACUCUCCCCUUCUUGCUUAAUAUCUCCUUCUUCUUUGAUAAUUCUUAUAUCCUUCUUCUUCGCUAUGGAUCAAUUUACUCAAACCGGUAGCUUUCAAAAUCUCUUAAACAGUCAACACCCAAACACCUCCUUCUCCUUUGUGACUCGUGAAGCUAGUGUAGACCUGUCUUCCUCGGAUGCCUCUGUCUUCGGAUCACAGUGGGCUGAUGAUGGAAAAGAAGAUGAACUCGUGGUGUCUGACCGUAAAGAAAGAAGAAAGUGGUCACCAACUGAAGAUAUCGUUCUCAUAGGUGCUUGGUUGAACACAUCGAAAGAUCCUAUCGUGGGUAAUGAACAGAAGGCAAUUGCGUUUUGGAAACGGAUUGCCUCCUAUGUUGCUUCAAGCCCAAAGCUCUCUGCUUUGCAAAAGAGAGAGCCUAGCCACUGUAAACAAAGGUGGGGGAAAAUCAACGAGGGUGUUUGUAAGUUUGUUGGGUCUUAUGAAGCUGCAAAGAAAGCCAAAUCUAGUGGGAUGAAUGAGGAUGAUGUUUUGAAGAUGGCUCAUGAGAUCUUCUUUAAUGACUACAAGGUCAAGUUUACACUUGAGCAUGCCUGGUUGGAGCUUCGCCAUGAUAAAAAAUGGUGUGGAGCUUCUUCAACUAAAGACAAAGUAAUCUCCAAAAGAAGAAAAUUGGAUGACCAAUCAGCACACUCAUCGACCUCGGUGCCAGGUUACGGUGGAGAGGAGGAAGCCAUGGCUCGGCCUGUUGGUGUCAAAGCAGCAAAGGCCAAAGCUAAAACCAAGCCAACGAGUUCUUCAGAAGCAGUGGAGUUUCAGGGUCUGUGGGAAAUAAAACAAAAGGAUUUUGAAAACAAGGACAAGCUUAACAAGCAGAAAUUGCUUGAGAACCUCAUUGCCAAGACAGAGCCUCUGUCUGAACUAGAACUCGCUUUGAAAAACAAAUUAAUAUCUGAAAUGUUGUUAAGUUAGAAUGACUCGGGUCUUUAUGCUUAAGUUUGGUCUGUAUGCUGGUUUCUUUUUAUGGUUAAUGUCGGGUCUGUAGUUUGUUAAUGUCGGGUCAUGUAUGCUGGUUUCUUUUUAUGGUUAAUGUCGGGUCUGUAGUUUGUUAAUGUCGGGUCAUGUAUGCUGGUUUCUUUUUAUGCUUACUGCUGUUUGUUUCUCGUCUUGGUUAACGCUUAAUGUCUGAUGCAACUUGGUUAAUGUUUUACUGUCUUGGACUUGAUUGUAUGAUGCAACUCUGAUGCAACUCUCUUUGUUUUAUUGCAGACGAAGACAGAAGACUUACCAUGUGACAGAAGACUUACCAUGUGACAGAAGAAGACAAUGUAAUAAGUUGUUGUGUUUUGUAAUAAGUUGUUGGUGUGUUUUGUAUGAUAUGCUUCACAUUUCUUGUAGUUGUACCACACAAUUUGAAACUUGUCUUUAUAAACUUGUGAGAAACAACACAAUAUAAAACUUGUCUUUAUAAACUUCUGAGAAACAAAACAAAUUAUCUUUGAAAACAAAUCAAACAACAUCAAUACGAGCAAAACAAAUUUCCUAUUGUUUUGUUUUGUUUCCCUUACAAGCUUUACAAGUUCUCUUCUUCGCAUCAUUCUUCACAUCAUUCUUCCCAUUUUCAUUUCCGAAGCUUUAAAUGGCAUUAUCUUCUUAUAAUAAUUUUGAAGAAAUAAAUGAAAGAUUUGAAGAAAUUUUCGAGCAACGAUUUGAAAAUCUUCUCAUUCAUCAUGGCGAGCAUGAAGAAGCCUCAAGGUCUAAAAAGUCACGAGUCUACAUUGAAAGAGAACGAGAACAAGGACACAUGCAGUUAUGGAACGAUUAUUUCAGUGAAGAUACAACAUAUCCUUCUCACAUGUUUCGACGCCGUUUUCGAAUGAACAAGCCCUUGUUCAUGCGUAUUGUUGAUCGCCUCUCUGCUGAAAUCUCAUACUUUCAACAAAGAAGAGAUGCUACUGGAAGGUUCGAUCACUCUCCGUUACAAAAGGCAACGGCAGCAAUUCGUAUGAUGGCAUAUGGUUGCCCAGCUGAUGCGGUCGACGAAUACCUCCGCCUUGGUGAGACCACCGCGCUUUUAUGCUUAGAACAUUUUGUUCAAGGAAUCAUAACUUUAUUUGGAGAUGAGUAUCUAAGAAGACCCACACCAGAAGAUCUUCAACGACUACUCGAUAUAGGAGAGAUACGCGGAUUUUCCGGAAUGAUAGGAAGUAUUGACUGUAUGCAUUGGGAGUGGAAGAAUUGCCCGACCGCAUGGAAAGGUCAAUAUACACGUGGAUCAGGAAAACCAACCAUUGUUUUAGAGGCUGUAGCUUCACAAGAUCUCUGGAUAUGGCAUGCGUUUUUCGGACCUCCAGGUACAUUAAACGAUAUCAAUGUUCUUGAUCGAUCACCUGUUUUUGAUGAUAUAUUUCAAGGUCGAGCUCCAAAAGUGAAUUACAUUGUCAACGGACACGAGUACCAUUUGGCUUACUAUCUCACAGAUGGUAUUUAACCAAAAUGGGCUACUUUUGUCCAAUCUAUUUCACAUCCACAAGGUCCGAAAGCAUCCUUAUUCGCUAAACAACAAGAAGCGGUACGCAAAGAUGUCGAGCGUGCUUUUGGAGUUUUGCAAUCUCGAUUUGCCAUUGUCAUAAAUCCAGCUCUUUUUUGGGAUAAAAUAAAAAUUGGAAAGAUAAUGAGAGCAUGUAUCAUUCUGCAUAAUAUGAUAGUAGAAGACGGACGAGAUGGAUACACUCAGUUUGAUGAAUCAUUUUUCCAACAACCGGAAUCAAACCGAAGUUCACAAGUGGAUUUUGAGUUUUCAUCAGAUAUGCCUUCAAAUCUUGGGAAUAUGAUGAGCAUUCGGAGUCGAGUCCGUGAUCCCAAGAUACAUCAACAAUUGAAAGCUGAUUUAGUUGAGAACAUCUGGCAAAGAUUUGGAACACACGAUUUCGACUAAUCGGCUUUUUCUCGUUUAUGGUUUUUAUUUGUAUUUUUAAUAUGUUUUUAUAUAAUUUUAAUUAAAACUUUUAUGUAUGUUUUUUUUAAAUCAUUCUAUUUAAAAAAAAAAAAAUUUUAAGAACCUUUAAGAGGUUCUCCCAUUGGAGGUCAAAAAAUUAAUUACCACUAACCAAGGUUCUUAAGCUUUCAAAUCAUCUUAAUAAGUAUUAAAUUAAUCUAAAGAACCCAUAAAGGGUUCCUAUGGAUGGAAGUGCUCUUAUGGGCCGAGAAGGAGAUUGAAGUAAGAACUUUAUAGUGUGCUUGAACCACACCGGCUAAGAGGAAAGUCUAUUUCAGAGCUUGGUCUCACUGACGCAACCCUAUUGUAAACUGCUGUACAAAUCUCGACACAGAAAUAUAAAGUGGUGACCACGUUGGGAGAUUGAAGUUAGUAUUGCUUGAACAGUAAAAAUGCAAACUCAAACGCAAAUAUUCGCGCCUGAACAACCACAUGACAUGAAUAAUUACUAUUUUGAUUGAAAACAUAUAGAAACAAGUCUAACUCACAAAAAUAAAUUAUUUAAAUACUCAACACCAAUCCUUUUAUUUUGGAGAAUGUGAUUAUUCUGCGGACGGUAUGAUCAAUGACUCAAAACCACUUUGAAAAAUAACAAUUCACAAACAUGCAGGUUGACUAAAGCCAAUCUUCUUUUCAUGCUCGAUGCGCCAACGGCAGCGACUUGAAAUUUUUUCUCACUACGCUAAACACAUCAUAGAAGAGUCAAAAUUGUUUUUUAUUCUUUCUGUUACGGCAAUGAACAACCAAAAAAUCUGAUGUAAAAAAUAUCAGCGACAGAUUUUUUAAAAAUUGUUUGGACAGUUUGUAAGCGACUGUUUUCACUAUCACCACUUUAAAUUCACUUCCGUCGUGUUCUAUUUUUAUUGUGGCUAGUUGCAGACGUCACGGCUGAACAAGGCCUACGCUACUUUUUCGUUCGUUCGGGUUAAUUAAGUUAAAUUUAUCCAAAUUUCUUAAAGGAGACAAGUAGACAACAUGCGUGAAGAGGUGUUUAGAAUGCCGUGAGAUAACAAAUAUUUAGUCGAGGAGUUGAAAGAGUUGACUAGGUGUUCCUCUUCUAUUUAGUCUUGCUUAUUUUUAUUCAAGUACAAAAAAUUUAGUCAACACAAACAAUUGUCGUAAAUCUACAGAAAAUCAAUUUCGGAAACGUGUUCACUAUGGUAGUUUGUAUUUACGGCUGAAAAUAUUUAUCGUACCGUCGGUGGUCUAAAAGCAGAGUUAUUCUUGGGUGGGGACCAAUAAAAUCUCAUUAUUUCAAUUUCAAUAACUUUUUAAAAAAAAGAAAACAAAGUAUUAUCAAGUUAUAUUAUGAUUUUAAAAUUAAAUUUUUUUAAAAAAAUAGCAGCUACAGAAAAAAAUUUUAAAAAAUCUUUUUAACGU
This is a messenger RNA of Brassica napus (rape), 8729 nucleotides long. RefSeq names its product glutathione S-transferase T3-like. The transcript has a single exon. NCBI's taxonomy places the organism in Eukaryota, Viridiplantae, Streptophyta, Magnoliopsida, Brassicales, Brassicaceae. The record is from RefSeq and is a predicted model, not a curated record. The coding region runs from base 4418 to 5323 and encodes 301 amino acids.